AUGACGCCAUUGUUUCGCCCGAGCAGUGCCUGUGAAGAAGAGAUGAAACUACCUGCAGAACGAUCCCUUGAUCUCAUGCAACUCGGCUUUUCGUUCGACGAAGUUAGGCAGAUAGCAGAUCUUUUCGAUCAGUAUAAGGAGAUCGUCAAGCCGCAUAACCCGGGACUUACUCUGAAUCAGGUUCUCACCCAAUUUGCCAACCUUAUUUCAAUUUCGGUUCCUGAGAAUCUGAAACUGCUCUCCUAUUCAUUUAACUUACUCGAAAUGGGCUACUCCAGGCAAGAAGUCGCUCGAUUGAUAGCAAAAGAGAGAAGAAGACCUAUACUUGAACCGGUGGUAUGUUAG
This is a messenger RNA of Cooperia oncophora, 345 nucleotides long. The record is from the annotation of a GenBank genome assembly. NCBI's taxonomy places the organism in Eukaryota, Metazoa, Nematoda, Chromadorea, Rhabditida, Trichostrongylidae.